This is a messenger RNA of Pipistrellus nathusii (Nathusius's pipistrelle), 1026 nucleotides long. The record is from the annotation of a GenBank genome assembly. Lineage: Eukaryota; Metazoa; Chordata; Mammalia; Chiroptera; Vespertilionidae.
AUGGGGAACACUACCUCGUGCUGCGUGUCGUCCAGCCCCAAGCUCCGGAGGAACGCGCACUCCCGGCUGGAGUCCUACCGGCCCGACGCCGACCUGAGCCGCGAGGACACGGGCUGCAACCUGCAGCACAUCAGCGACCGGGAGAACAUCGACGAUUUGAACAUGGAAUUCAAUCCUUCAGACCAUCCUCGAGCCAGCACAAUAUUUCUCAGUAAAUCUCAAACAGACGUGAGAGAAAAACGCAAGAGUCUCUUCAUUAACCAUCAUCCUCCAGGACAAAUAGCAAGGAAGUACAGCUCCUGCUCCACUAUUUUCCUAGACGAUAGCACAGUCAGUCAACCAAACCUCAAGUAUACAAUUAAAUGUGUAGCUCUCGCAAUAUAUUAUCACAUCAAAAACAGAGACCCAGAUGGAAGGAUGCUCUUAGAUAUUUUUGAUGAAAACCUUCACCCUCUUUCGAAAUCCGAAGUGCCACCAGAUUAUGACAAACACAACCCAGAACAGAAGCAGAUUUACCGGUUUGUUCGGACACUGUUCAGUGCUGCUCAACUGACCGCUGAAUGUGCCAUUGUCACUCUGGUAUACCUUGAAAGACUUUUAACAUAUGCAGAGAUAGAUAUCUGUCCAGCCAACUGGAAGCGAAUUGUUCUCGGUGCGAUCCUGCUGGCCUCCAAGGUGUGGGAUGACCAAGCUGUGUGGAAUGUGGAUUACUGCCAGAUCCUGAAAGACAUUACAGUGGAGGACAUGAAUGAGCUAGAGCGACAGUUUCUUGAAUUGCUCCAGUUCAACAUCAAUGUUCCCUCCAGUGUUUAUGCCAAGUAUUAUUUUGAUCUUCGUUCUCUGGCAGAAGCAAAUAACCUGAGCUUUCCUUUGGAGCCCCUGAGCAGGGAAAGGGCUCACAAGCUUGAGGCCAUCUCUCGCCUCUGUGAGGACAAGUACAAGGACCUGAGGAGACCCACGAGGAAGCGGUCAGCAAGUGCUGACAAUCUGACUCUGCCUAGGUGGUCCCCGGCCAUCAUCUCCUAA